Molecule: messenger RNA, 1404 nt
Organism: Brassica oleracea var. oleracea
Lineage: Eukaryota; Viridiplantae; Streptophyta; Magnoliopsida; Brassicales; Brassicaceae
Product: flavonol synthase/flavanone 3-hydroxylase-like
Exons: 3
Coding region: 161-1279 (372 amino acids)
Source: RefSeq, a predicted model, not a curated record
AUCUUCUUGAGCCGAUUUCUGGAUUCUCCUCCACCACAAUUUACCUUCUUAUAAACUCCUUCCACCGAUCAUUUUUUAUUAUUUAUUUAUCACAAAUCCUCUUCUCUCUAAAACUUCUCACAUAGAGCAAGAGCAAUAUCAAUACAUAAAAACAAAGAAUAUGACCAAGAACAAGAAGGAAGUGAAUAUCGAGACAAGGAAAGGGUCCACGAUGGAUGAGUGGCCUGAGCCAAUCGUAAGAGUCCAGUCCUUAGCCGAGAGCAACCUCUCCUCUCUCCCCGACCGCUACAUCAAACCAGCAUCUCAACGUCCCACCACGAUAGAGGAGGCUCCUGCCGCGACCAACAUACCAAUCAUUGACCUUGAAGGACUCUUCUUGGAAGACGGGUCGCCAGACGAGGCCAUCAUGGCUCAGAUAUCGGAGGCUUGCCGUGAGUGGGGAUUCUUCCAGGUGUUGAACCAUGGUGUGAGGCCAGAGCUGAUGGACGCGGCUAGGGAGAAUUGGAGAGAGUUUUUCCACUUGCCGGUUAAUGAGAAGGAGACUCAUAGAAACUCACCAAAAACCUAUGAAGGAUAUGGAAGCAGACUAGGAGUUGAGAAAGGAGCCAUUCUUGACUGGAGUGAUUAUUACUUUCUCCAUCUUCUUCCUCCUCAUUUGAAAGACUUCAACAAGUGGCCUUCUUUUCCUCCCACCAUUAGAGAAGUGAUCGAUGAGUAUGGCAAGGAAGUAGUGAACCUAUGCGGGAGAAUCAUGAAGGUUUUAUCGUUAAACUUAGGAUUAAAGGAGGAAAAGUUUCAAGAUGCGUUUGGAGGUGAAAACAUAGGAGCGUGUUUGAGAGUUAAUUAUUAUCCAAAAUGCCCUCGACCAGAGCUGGCUCUAGGUCUCUCUUCCCACUCCGAUCCUGGCGGUAUGACCAUUCUGUUACCGGACGAUCAAGUCUUCGGUCUUCAAGUCCGUAAAAAUGACAUGUGGAUCACCGUCAAGCCUCAUCCUCAUGCGUUCAUCGUUAAUAUCGGUGAUCAAAUUCAGAUACUAAGCAACUCAGCAUACAAGAGUGUGGAGCAUAGAGUGAUAGUGAACUCGGAGAAAGAGAGAGUUUCGCUUGCUUUCUUCUACAAUCCUAAAAGCGAUAUACCAAUCCAACCAUUACAAGAACUUGUAUCCACUCAUAAUCCUCCUUUAUAUCCUCCAAUGACCUUUGAUCAAUAUAGACUCUUUAUCAGAACUCAAGGUCCACAAGGCAAAUCUCAUGUUGAGUCUCAUGUUUCUCCUCGUUAAUUGUUUUCUCUUCCUAUAAAGAAAAUUAGAUGUUUUGGUUUGUUUCAUGAUUUAUAUCUGACUUGUAUGUGUAAAAUCUUUCAGGAUCUGAUUUACCUUCGAGUAAAUAAAUAUUGAAUGAGAUA